Molecule: messenger RNA, 2520 nt
Organism: Acytostelium subglobosum LB1
Lineage: Eukaryota; Evosea; Eumycetozoa; Acytosteliales; Acytosteliaceae
Exons: 4
Coding region: 1-2520 (839 amino acids)
Cellular component (GO): membrane
Molecular function (GO): ABC-type transporter activity; ATP hydrolysis activity; ATP binding
Source: RefSeq, a predicted model, not a curated record
AUGCCCUGUAACGCAGGUCGUUUCUGUCCACCAAUCUAUGUGCCAGGUGUCAGAAGAUACUGUGUUUGUCCAGAUGGAUGGUCAGGCUUAGAGUGCAAUGUGUGCAUGCAGAACUCAUCCUGCUCCACCAACGUAUGUGACAAGUCAGUCUACUUGUACAAACAGAAGUACUACAGUUGUGUCGUCACGAGUCCCCAAGUGAAUGGAGACUUGAAUAACAGCACUGCGUCAGCAUCAUUGGAUUGCCUCUUCCCCACUCCAUCAUACAAUACUAGUGAGGGAACAUGCUCGAUGCAUCUCUACUACAAGGAGACUGGUGUUCCUCUGUACUUCUCUUGCAACUUUACAUUGUGCAACAUUGAUAUAUUGCCAGGACAGGUACAGGCAAUACAGUGUGGCAACAGCAGCUGUGCGUGCACCUCUUAUUGUGGCUUCUUCUUGGGUGGUGUCAUCUCUGGAGUCACAGGCCCAUCAAGCUUCAGCUGUGACAAGUCUGGCAACUGUACAUUCUGGCAGAACAUCAUCUCGGCCAUCAUACCUGCGAUCCCCCUGGCGUGUAACUCGGGCGAGUGCCAUCCGCCCCCUCCCAUCCCGCCCGUGCCUGUCCUCUACACGCACCUGCUCUACGUCUAUCUCUCCAGUGGCACGAUCGUCGUCGGACUGAUCCUUAUUGCCACCAUCGUCUACUACAUUGUCUAUCUGCAGCAGGAGAGACGAAAGCCCACGGUCGACGUGCACAUCAACUGCGAGCUCAAGUUCAACAACAUCACGUGUAUCGUGCGCGAGAAGAAACUCUUCUCCAACAAGGACCGCAAGGUCACCACCAUCCUCGACAAUGUGAGUGGCGCCUGCUAUCCUGGCCAACUGACCGCCCUCAUGGGUCUCUCGGGCUCGGGCAAGACAUCGCUCCUCGACAUCCUCUCGGGCAGGAAGAACGUUGGUGACAUUACAGGCGAGGUGCUGAUCAAUGGUGCAAAGAUGCCGCCAAACUUCAAGAGAAUCAGUGGCUAUGUCACGCAGGAGGACAUCAUGAUUGGCACGCUGACAUGCUUUGAGCACCUUCACUACACGGCCAUGCUGAAGCUGCCCGAGUCGAUGGCGCCUCCCAAGAAGGUCGAGCGAGUCAACUCUGUGUUGGCCGAACUCGGCCUAUCACACGUGGCACACAACCGUAUUGGAACACCAGAGAACAGAGGUAUAUCAGGAGGCGAGCGCAGGAGACUGAGCAUUGCCGCCGAGCUGCUGGUCGACCCAUCGAUCCUAUUCCUAGACGAGCCAACCUCUGGCCUAGACAGCCACAGCGCCAGCGAGCUGAUGACACUACUCAAGCAGCUGGCCAAGAACAGGAACCGCACAAUCAUCUUCAGUAUUCAUCAGCCAUCAGCCGAGAUCUUUGACCUGUUUGACAACCUUAUCAUCCUGCAUCAUGGCCACCCAUACUACUCGGGCCGCGCCUCCGAGUCGGUGCAGUACUUUGUCAACCAGCGUCCCAAGUCUCUCAACGAGGAUGCCGAGCACCAAAAGUUCUUGAUGCGUGUCAACCCUGCCGACUUUAUCAUCUCGGCCGUAAACGACAAGAGUAUCCAUCCCAACUACGAACACAUGAACUAUGUGUUCAAUGAGAGCGAGAGCUCACAACAGGAUAUUGAUGCGAUGGAGUCGGUGGAGGCAUACGCCACCUCAUUCUGGACACAGUUCUUUGUGGUGGCGCAUCGAUCACUGCUCAACUACAUCAGGAAUCCAUUCCUUUUGCGAACGACCUACUUUGUACACAUCUCUGUCGGCUUCAUCCUUGGUGUCCUAUUCUGGAAGCUACCUGCCAACCUGGAACCAGGUGCUCAGAACAGGUUUGGUUCAAUGUUCUUCAUGAUAUCUCUAUUGUCAUUCGGUUCAAUCACUUCAUUAGACUUGUUCUACAAUGACAGAAUCAUAUUCAUUAGAGAGAGAGCAAAUGGAUACUAUCGAACAUCAUCAUACUUCUUGGCAAAGGUACUGACUGACCUUAUACCAAUGAGGAUCAUCCCACCUAUUUUGUUGGGCUCGAUCUGUUACUACAUGAUUGGAUUCCGCCCUGGCUUUGACCACUUCCUCUACUUCCUCAUCUCGCUGGUGCUCACCUCCUCGACCGCAUCAGCCAUGUGCAUGGCCAUCAGUAUGAUCUCGCCAACGUUUGGCACGGCCAACAUGAUCUCCAUCUUGCUGCUCUUUGUAUUCCUGCUGUUUGAUGGCUUCCUGCUGGCGCGCCAGUCGAUCCCCGUGUACCUCAAGUUCCUGGUGUGGUGUUCGUUCAUGUCGUACGGUCUGGAGAUCCCGGUAGUCAACGAGUUUGACGGUCUGUGGGUGUUCUACAACCCGCCCAACACCAACGGUACCUGGGCCGAUGGACUUGAGUUCCUGCAGACCAUUGGUGCCGAUCCCAACCGACUGUUCACCGACAUGUACGUCCUUGUUGGAAUGAUUGGAGGUUAUAUCCUUCUAGCCUACAUCUUCCUUAGGUAUCUAGUAAGGGAGUAUCGUUAA